CUGCAGCAUGGGGCAGCUGCUGUCCCCAGUGGCUCUGCUGCUCUUGGUGUCAGCUGCCUCCCAGGCUGCAGAAGACCUGAAACCUGUGGUGCUGCUAGACCCUCCGUGGGACAGGAUGCUCCAGGACGACAGAGUGACUCUCAAGUGCCAGGGGGUCCCCCCUGCUGCGAACAGUUCCAUACAGUGGCUGCACAACGGGAGCCUCAUCUCAAGCCAUGCCCCCACCUACACCAUCACAUCUGCCCGCGCUGAAGACAGUGGAGAGUACAGGUGCGGCACCAACAUCUCCUCAAACCUCCCUUUGAACAUCUCCUCGAACAUCUCCUCGCUCAGUGACCCAGUGCAGUUGCAUGUCCGCGUCGGCUGGCUGGUGCUCCAGGCUGCGCGGUGGGUGAUCCAGGAAGGGGAGCCCAUUCAUCUGAGGUGCCACAGCUGGAGGAACAAGUGCUUGCACAAGGUCACCUAUCUACACGAAGAUGGCAGAGGCGUCAAGUAUUUUCAUUACAAUACGGACCUCCACAUUCCAGAAGCCAAACGCACCUUCAGCGGCUCCUACUUCUGUAGGGGACUUGUCGGAAAGAAAAAUGUAUCUUCAGAGACUGUGAUCAUCACUGUUCAAGCCAAUCCAAGCAUCUCACCCUCCGUUCUGUCCUGGUACCUGAUCGCCUAUGGCCUGGUGAUGGGGCUCCUGCUGGCCAUGGACACAGCACUGUACUUCUCUGUGAAGAGAAACCUUCGAAGCUUCCUCAACACCCGGAAGGACUACACACUCGUGUGGAGCAAGGACACUCUGGACAAAUAACAUCUUGGCAGGGGAGGGGGGAACUACAAGGACAGUGGCAGCAGAUCUCCAAAUUUCUCCAUGAAUUUGCAACAUCCUCAUCCCCAAGGGACAUCCCUGACAGCGACCAGAACCUACAUGCAGGGUCCUCCCCACUCCCUGGUCCCUCC
Ochotona princeps (American pika) is the source of this 951-nucleotide messenger RNA. Its product is annotated as low affinity immunoglobulin gamma Fc region receptor III-A-like. Bases 8 to 802 code for a protein of 264 amino acids. Gene Ontology annotation, molecular function: transmembrane signaling receptor activity. Gene Ontology annotation, biological process: regulation of immune response; cell surface receptor signaling pathway. Lineage: Eukaryota; Metazoa; Chordata; Mammalia; Lagomorpha; Ochotonidae. The transcript is spliced from 5 exons. The record is from RefSeq and is a predicted model, not a curated record.